This is a messenger RNA of Carassius carassius (crucian carp), 1714 nucleotides long. Its product is annotated as B-cell receptor CD22-like. Bases 7 to 1467 code for a protein of 486 amino acids. Lineage: Eukaryota; Metazoa; Chordata; Actinopteri; Cypriniformes; Cyprinidae. The record is from RefSeq and is a predicted model, not a curated record. The transcript has 10 exons.
GUUUCUAUGCUGAUGUCAGUCAGAAUGGAUCCUCCUCUUCCUCUGAUGUUUCUGAUCUUGAUUCAUGGGGUUUCUAGUGCUGAAUGGGGUGUGAAUUACAGACAUUCACACAUCUGUGCACUACAUGACUCUUCAGUGACACUGAGCUGUAAUUACACAUACCCUACUGGAUAUCAGAUCAGGGAACUCUUCUGGACUAAAAACCCUGUAAAAGUUGAAAAGCUUCGAGAUCUGUCUGAGGACCCGGAAUACAGUCAGAGGCUUCAGUAUUUGGGAGAUGAACAGCAGAACUGCACCAUCAGAUUGAGUCAUGUGACAAAGAAAGAUUCACACGUGUACUUUUUCAGAUUCACAACUAAUGUAACAUAUGGAAAUUGGACCGGUUAUCCAGGAGUGUCUCUUACUGUCACAGAUCUUCAGGUGGAGUCUCCGGAGACAGUGAAAGAGGGAGAUUCAGUCCGUCUGACAUGUAAAAGCAGCUGCGCUCUGACUGACAGAGCAACAUUCAUCUGGUACAGAAACUCACAGCCAUUAACUGAGAGAAGAGACAGAAACAAUCAACUCCUGCUGCAGUCAGUCAGAAGAGAGGAUGCAGGCAGAUACAGCUGUGCUCUACAGGAACACACUUACAAUUCUCCUGCUGUUCAGCUCGAUGUCAUGUACCCACCAAAGAGUGUCUCAGUGUCCAUCAGUUCAUCUGGUGUAAUAGUGGAGGGAGAUUCAGUGACUCUGACCUGCAGCAGUGAUUCAAACCCUCCUGCAGAAAUCAGCUGGUUUAAAGGAGGAAUGAUUGUAGGAUCUGGAAGAAUCUACACCAUAUUAAAGAUUAGCUCUGAUCACAGUGGAGAAUACAAGUGCAAAUCCAGAAAUAAACAUGGAGAGAAAUACUCUGAAACUGUCACUUUAAAUGUCAUGUAUCCUCCCAGGAAUGUCACAGUGUCCAUCACUGAGUCUGGUCAGAUCUGGGAAGGUGAUUCGGUGACUCUGAUCUGCAGCAGUGAUUCAAACCCUCCUGCUCUGAACUUCAGCUGGUUUAAGGAGAAUCAAAGGUCCUCUGUUGGAUCUGGACAGAGUUUCAGUGCACUACAGAGUGGACGCUUCUACUGUGAGGCUCGCAAUCAACACGGAUCUCAGAGAUCCGAUGGUGUUACUGUCACUGUUAAAGGACGUCUGGUGAUAUUGUACAUAUCCAUUGGAGUGGUUUCUGGAGCUUCAGUUCUCAUCCCAGUGCUGCUGAUUUGGAGAAGCAGGAUGAAAAAGAGAAAAGACAAUCUCAAAAUUCAGUCAAAGAUGGAUCAUUCCAGACCUGAGGAUGACAGAUACAAAGCAUUUGAUGUUGAUACGACUGAACGUUUGUAUGAGAAUGUAAUAAUGAAUUAUUCCAGAGCUCAUGAUGACAGACUUAAUGACUAUGAUCUGGAGUCAACUGAACCUGUGUAUGAGAAUGUAAUGCGUGACAGGCCAUAGUGUUUGGGACAUGUGGCAAAACAUUUUACAGCCAUUUUCUAUUUCUCUGUGGGAGCAGCCUAAAUGAUGGACAGUGUCUUGAUUCACAGAAAUUAAUUUAGAAACUGUUUCUAUCACAGAGUGACUUACAAAUGAUAAGCCUUAAGUGCUGACAUUUUAUUUGACUGUAUUUUAAAGCAUAAAAUUAUUUUAUGAAUUAUAAUGAAAAUGAUCAUGUAAGAUCUCAUUUGAUGUUAAUUUUACCAUA